AUACACAAUAGCAAUCAGUAAAAUAUAUAUAUAUAUAUAUAGAACACCAUGGCGACGGCAAAAAGAUCUCGCGAUGCUGAUGUGGCGAAACAGCGAAAAGCAUUAUGUUUGCGAUUCAAGAAACUGGUACGAAGUGUCAUAAUGAAUCAGCAAUGGCUUAGCGAUUCCGAAGAGCAGGGCUUCUCCACAAAUGUGAAACGGAAAGUAGCUCUCCUUUUGCGCCAAAAGCGUAAAAGUGGAAUGCUAACUAUGGCAGAAAAGUCUCUUUUGCGUACACAGCCUUGGUCUCGGACCAUUGAUGAUCGUAAAAAGUUAUGCCUGAUUAUAGCCAAUUUAACUUGUUUCUCAAAAAUACCACCGAAAAUACGUGCUCGUAUGGUGCCAGUUUUGAAAUUCAUGACAAUUCAUACAGAUCGCGUUAUAAUCAAGGAAGGUGACACACCCAUAACGGUAUAUUUUAUAAUAACCGGUGAAGUGGAAAUGAAAAAGCGCAUAUACAAUAAGAAAACCAAAGAGGUCACAUGGAUAUCAGAGGCCAUAUUUGGUCCUGGUGAUUGCAUUGGUGAUGUUGAGAAAGUUGAAGAUUGUGCUAGAAUGUACACUUAUGUGGCCGUUUCCAAUUGUGAACUUUUGGCCAUAUUUGAGGCAGAUUAUAAUCGCAUAUUGGGCCCAUUUAUGACAAAGCAAUGGAACGAGAAAAAGAAAGCAUUGCGUUCAUUGGACUAUUUUGAAUUCUUUAAUGAAAGCCAGAGAAUUCAUGCCUGUAAAUUUGGCAGCUUAGUGCAAUAUGAACCAUUGGAAACAAUAUACUAUGAAGAUAAGGGUUCUGUUAGUUAUGUCCAUUUUAUAUUAAGCGGCGAAUGUGUAAUAUUGCAGUGUCUCAAUAUGUUGGCUAAUAUAAAGAAUGGCCGUAUUGGCUACGAGUUAACUGAUCUUAAUAGAGGUGAAUCGGUUAUGUUUCCAGAGUCUGAGAAAAGUUCUAGAGCUUCAAAAUUGCCGUCCAUCUUGUCGCGUUAUCGACCAGGAGUAGAUGAUCAACAAUUCGAUGUUCAGGAUAUUUUGGCUACAUCAUCGGAGGAUAAUGAAACUAAACAAAAGAAUAAAGCGUUGCGUAAAAUGACUCUUAAUGAAAUCGAGGCAUACUGCGGAAUUGGUAAAACCCUGGAGGCUAUUAAACAACGUAGAAAGCACAAAACUUUUAAGGUCUUAAAACAUUAUCGGCCAAAGCAUCCAAAGCAUACAAAACAUCGUAGAUUCUAUAGCGAAGAUGUGGAAGAGGAGUACGACGACGAAUUUGAUAUGUUGAAUGAUGAGGAGGAGGAAGGAGGAGGAGGUAGUAUGUAUGAUGACUACUAUUAUGAAUAUAUUGAAGAAGAGUAUUCCGAUGAUGAUAUUGAUGAAGAUGUGAAAGAGGAAUCCCGCCACAAAAUGAACGUACACAGUACAUUUUCAAUGGCAAAAAGUCGCAGUGCACUAUUAAAUCGUAAACUAUCCUUAACGGAGGUGGAUGGCGAGAAUAGUGAAAGUGGAUCAGAAAUAUUUACUGUUAGUAAUAGCGAAUCAUCGGAAGGAUCAUCUAGCCUACAGAUUAUUCAAGAAUGUUCUUAUAAACGACCAAGUCAUCUUACUGAAACACAUUUCAUUGAUGUCGGCUCUCUCACAUAUGGAGGAAUCUUUGGUUUGGGUGAGAAAAUGGAGCAUCGUGUGAUAAUGUCACGCACUGUUGUCCAAUGUUUGCUAUUGCCGCGCUUUUGGCUAAUGGAACAGCAACAAAAUCCUGGCCAUAUAUGGCCACUACGCCGUUUCUAUUUUGAAUGCAAUGUACCAACACGAGGCGAGUUAUUCGCCAAUUAUCUAAAGACAAGGCGUUGGAAUGAUUUUAGGCAUAAGUAUGUGCAGAGCUGUCUUAGUCCAAGUCAAGCCAUGGGGAAUACCAAAGAAGAGGAUAUACCCAUUAUAUCUCGCAUUGUUGAAACAAGUGAUGAUUAGGGCAAAAACCAAAAACAAAAACAAAUGUGAAUAAAGAAAAUUAACAAAAAUUCUCAGCUUGAGCUAGAGGAAGUUGUCAAAAAAUAGAAA
Molecule: messenger RNA, 2079 nt
Organism: Drosophila willistoni
Lineage: Eukaryota; Metazoa; Arthropoda; Insecta; Diptera; Drosophilidae
Exons: 9
Coding region: 49-1989 (646 amino acids)
Source: RefSeq, a predicted model, not a curated record